AUGGCAAGUGCAGAAACAAGACUCGAAGCUGCGGGGUUCAAGAACGCUUUGCGCAAUGCUAAGGAAGAAUUCGCGGAGCAAAAGAAACAGAGCCUCGAAGCUAGAGCACAAGUGAAGCGCUCCUUUUCCAAAACAGAAUCGACAGAUGCUAUCUCGGUGGUACUUAUUGCUGAGAAAAGUGCGUACCUCAAUCGAUUGGACCGGUUCCCCAAGACAUGGGGAGAACCACUCAGUCAACAACGUCGGUUAUGGGCACACAACCAAUGGAUCGCAAACAAGAAUGAACCACUACAAGAUGCCUUGAGGAAGUUCACUCAGUCAGAGUGGACUACAUACGCCGCAAGUCUACCGACCGGGUACUAUCUUGCUAUUUGUUUUGAUGCAUCAGAGGAUGUUACCAAUCUCCCUCAGGCCAUUCACGGUCUCUUUCUGGAGAAGGCUACGGAAAGAAAUAUCGACAUGGCGCUAUUGACGACUGAUUCAAGACGCGAAAUCCUCCAAAGUAUUGCGGAGGAUAUGGUACAAGACAGAGAGCGUUUUAAAAAGAUCAAAACGCGAAAAACUGAAGUCUACAGCAUCAACACGCUACACAAAAUUGACCUCGGUACCUGGACUGGCAGGUCAGCCUUCAAAUGCGAAGGGAUUGAUGGAUCCGUGCGGAAGAUCAGCUGUUCCAAUAACCGCAGCUUAUUUCGACGUAAAUCGCAAUUCUGCAGACGUAUGCUUGAGUUUCACGACGAUGGAAUAAGUAUCAAGAACGAGCAUGGGCAAGUGCUCUACCCUGAAGACAGCGAUAAAGUUGGCGUCAGCAUUCCCGUCAACCGACUCGACGAUUUCGCCGAGAACAUUAAGUGGCUAUGGGAGCAAGCGAUGGCUGAUCGGGCACAAAUCAAUCCUACGAUGUCAUCCUAA
This is a messenger RNA of Exophiala xenobiotica, 912 nucleotides long. RefSeq lists its product as uncharacterized. The record is from RefSeq and is a predicted model, not a curated record. NCBI's taxonomy places the organism in Eukaryota, Fungi, Ascomycota, Eurotiomycetes, Chaetothyriales, Herpotrichiellaceae. Bases 1 to 912 code for a protein of 303 amino acids. The transcript has a single exon.